GUGAAAGAGAGUGUAUUCAAAGCAUUAAAAAAAUAUAUAUAAGAAAAUCGCGUGCUGCCUGGAGAUUAGCUACGUAUACUUUUUUGGAUAAACGGCAAGUGCAUAUUAGCGAACCGUGUUCUUAGUCAUUUGUACGCAAUCAACCAUAAAUUAUGAAUAAAAUCUUGUUAUUUGCAAUAAUAAAUUUGGUCUUAAUCGAAUAUGUUUGGUGCGAAGUUCGACGCGACGAUCAGUAUCCACCGCCACAACUUCUGGCCAAAUGGAAGCCCGCACACGACACUUGCGUUGGGAAAACCGGAGUCUCUGAAGAUAUCAUUAAGAGAUUUAGUGAUGGGGACAAAAUUUUUGAAGACGACAAUCUAAAAUGUUACAUGGAUUGUCUUUUGCACGAAAAGGGCUUCAUAUUGCCAGAUGGCAAAAUCGAUUACGUUGCCUGGCAUGAAUCUUUUAACGAAAAUGAAGAAAUUCACUUUACAUUCAUUCAUAUGAUAAGAAAGUGCCUAUAUCCAAAUGGUGAAGGAUGUGACCGAGCAUACAAUGUGAAUGUUUGCUUCAAAACUGCCGAUCCAAAGCAUUAUUUCCUCGUCUAAGAAUGUUUGCCACUUUCUGUGGAGUGACUAAAUUUAGAAUUAAGCCAAUUCAUUCAACGAAAAAGAAAUGGCAACACCAUAACUAUUCAUGAAUAAAAUUUAUAUCAGAAAUUGUUUUGUGCUGAAAAUCAGACAAAGUUUAUUGAAUUGUCUUGAAUGACUAACUCUUUAAUUUACGAAUUAAAUUGAAUUUGUUUCAUUUCA
This is a messenger RNA of Contarinia nasturtii (swede midge), 794 nucleotides long. RefSeq names its product general odorant-binding protein 83a-like. The coding region runs from base 153 to 590 and encodes 145 amino acids. The record is from RefSeq and is a predicted model, not a curated record. Gene Ontology annotation, molecular function: odorant binding. The transcript has 4 exons. Lineage: Eukaryota; Metazoa; Arthropoda; Insecta; Diptera; Cecidomyiidae. Gene Ontology annotation, biological process: sensory perception of smell.